GGCCAAACCCAAAAUGAAAAUUUACCCAGUGUAUCCACCAGCAUGUAUGUUGAUCAAGAAAAGGGAUCCGUCUUGUUACAGACUGCAACUGCUGAAGUGAUUCCUCCAGACAAUGACAGUUAUUCCAGAAGCGUUUGUCUUGUGGUUGACUCUUGUAGUCAGCGUUCUUACAUCAGAGCAUCUUAAAUUUGAAUUGGGAUUACCAGUCGUCGGCAGAGAUUUGUUGUUGAUUAAAACAUUUGGACAAUCAUAUGCGAGGUUACGUGUGUGUGAAAUGGUCCAAGUAGGUAUAAAAACUGUACGUAGAGCGACGGUAUAUGUCCAG
Molecule: messenger RNA, 325 nt
Organism: Porites lobata
Lineage: Eukaryota; Metazoa; Cnidaria; Anthozoa; Scleractinia; Poritidae
Source: the annotation of a GenBank genome assembly